ACGAGGAGCAGAGGGUGCGGUGUCGUCAGUGGGUCUUGUUGCUCCAUCUCAUCGUCGUCGGUGGCGAGUCUGUUGAUCGAACACUACUGGUCCAUGUGCUCUGGCUGACUAAAAUGCUCAUCAAGGAAUUCCGUGUCACUCUGCCCCUCACAGUGGAAGAGUAUCAAGUAGCUCAACUGUAUUCUGUAGCAGAGGCUAGUAAAAAUAAUACAGGCGGUGGAGAAGGCAUUGAAGUAUUGAAGAAUGAGCCGUUUACGGAUUAUCCGUUACUCGGUGGAAAGUACUCGUCAGGCCAAUAUACAUAUAAGAUUUAUCAUUUAGCUAGUAAAGUGCCUGCUUUUAUUCGCAUUUUACUGCCAAAGAACUCGCUAGAAAUCCAUGAAGAGGCUUGGAACGCUUAUCCCUAUUGUAAGACAGUCAUAACUAAUCCAGGGUACAUGAAGGAUAAUUUCGUGAUUAUGAUAGAGUCCUUUCAUAUUGGCGACGUCGGCAAUCAGCAUAAUGUUCACGAAUUGCCACCCGAUAAGCUUAAGAUCAGAGAGGUAGUGCAUAUAGAUAUUGCCAAUGAUCCGGUUGCAAGUGCCGAUUACAAGGAGGAUGAGGAUCCGUCUAAAUUCAAGUCCCAGAAGACAGGACGGGGUCCUCUCGUUGGGAAGGAUUGGAAACAUAAUGUUCAACCUGUGAUGACGUGCUACAAGCUAGUCACUUGUGAAUUCAAAUGGUUCGGUCUGCAGACCCGCAUCGAAGGAUUCAUUCAAAAGGCGGAACGGCGCCUGUUUACCAAUUUUCAUAGGCAAGUGUUCUGCUGGAUAGAUCGUUGGUACGGUUUAACCAUGGAGGAUAUUAGAGCAAUCGAAGACAAUACGAAAGAAGAAUUAGACAGGCAAAGACAUCAAGGUGAAGUACGGGGUAUGCGAGCUGAUGAUUGAGGCUUCGAUAGCUUCUAUUAUGAACGGUUAAAUCAAUUUCCUUAUACAUGUCAACACAAAUACAGACGCAUACCUACAGAUGUACACCCUGUUACGCUCUGUCAUAGACGAUUCCACAGGAUUCGGACGAUUUCUGGAAUUUACGUGUCUAGAUUCAGUGUCUAUUACAAAUUACUUACAAUUUUAAUUUAUUUUACAUUUACAAGCGUUUUAGAUAAAUGUAUCUACAGUCAAAGAUUAUAAUGUAGUUAUUAUUAUAAAAGAAAAAGAAACAAAUAGAAGGAAUCAGAAUCUUCUGGUUCUUUUGUUUAAUGCAUAAUUAUGAAAAGAAUCUGGUUUCGUGAAAACCAUCAUAGAUAAAAACGUUAUGAUUACUUAACAGCAAUUCGUAGUUCGAUAAUAAUAGAUAUUGGAGUUCAUGAUCGACAAAAUGCUUGCUGCAAAGUACAUAAA
Messenger RNA from Mycetomoellerius zeteki, 1382 nucleotides. RefSeq names its product phosphatidylinositol transfer protein vib (gene vib). Gene Ontology annotation, cellular component: cytoplasm. NCBI's taxonomy places the organism in Eukaryota, Metazoa, Arthropoda, Insecta, Hymenoptera, Formicidae. Gene Ontology annotation, molecular function: phosphatidylinositol transfer activity; phosphatidylcholine binding; phosphatidylinositol binding. Gene Ontology annotation, biological process: phospholipid transport. The transcript is spliced from 6 exons. The coding region runs from base 114 to 929 and encodes 271 amino acids. The record is from RefSeq and is a predicted model, not a curated record.